AAAAAGCAUCGCGAGUCUUCGGUGAGACUCUGCUCUAUAAGCCCCUGGAAACGAGCGUUGGAAAUCCCUUUUACGAAGAUGGCGCCGAAAGCUAAGAAGGAAGCCCCUGCCCCUCCCAAAGCCGAAGCCAAAGCAAAGGCUUUGAAAGCCAAGAAAGCGGUGCUGAAAGGCGUCCACAGUCACAAAAAAAAGAAGAUCCGCACAUCACCUACCUUCCGACGACCCAAGACUCUGCGUCUCCGAAGGCAACCCAAAUAUCCUCGAAAGAGCGCCCCCAGGAGAAACAAGCUUGACCACUAUGCCAUCAUCAAGUUCCCCCUGACUACUGAGUCAGCCAUGAAGAAAAUAGAAGACAACAACACACUUGUGUUCAUUGUGGAUGUCAAGGCCAACAAGCACCAGAUCAAACAGGCUGUGAAGAAGCUCUAUGACAUUGAUGUAGCCAAGGUCAACACCUUAAUCAGGCCUGAUGGAGAGAAGAAGGCAUACGUUCGGCUGGCCCCUGACUAUGAUGCUUUGGAUGUUGCCAACAAAGUAAGCUACCUGUGCUAUCAACUCCCCCAUCACCUGGGUCCAAGUGAGGUGCCUGUUAGUGACCAAAACCUGACUUUGGCUGCUUAACUCACUGUAUUCCUA
Molecule: messenger RNA, 636 nt
Organism: Neogale vison (American mink)
Lineage: Eukaryota; Metazoa; Chordata; Mammalia; Carnivora; Mustelidae
Gene: RPL23A
Product: ribosomal protein L23a
Exons: 4
Coding region: 79-621 (180 amino acids)
Biological process (GO): translation; ribosomal large subunit assembly
Cellular component (GO): ribosome; cytosolic large ribosomal subunit
Molecular function (GO): structural constituent of ribosome; rRNA binding
Source: RefSeq, a predicted model, not a curated record